Messenger RNA from Paramormyrops kingsleyae, 2969 nucleotides. It is a transcript of the gene tmem106ba, whose product is annotated as transmembrane protein 106Ba. The record is from RefSeq and is a predicted model, not a curated record. Lineage: Eukaryota; Metazoa; Chordata; Actinopteri; Osteoglossiformes; Mormyridae.
CCUCGUGCUGCCAGCUCGGUGAGACACCAGGUCACGUGGCACCCAGGCGAUCGUGCCUAGUAGUGCGCCGGUCACUUCGACGAAAACAUCAAGACCAUGAGCAGAGCUAACAGGGAAUAAAAAGAUAAAAGAUACACCUACACAUAAAACAAACACAGCCGCGAUAUGGGGAAGUCAUUCUCCCACCUCCCGAAGCAUAAAGACGAGACUUGCGACGGCCUCACGUCCGCGCCGGAAUACACCGACUCGCAAAGCGACGAUGCCAAGGGCGGGGACGUGUCCCAGUUUCCCUACGUGGAGUUUACAGGCCGGGACAGUGUCACCUGCCCCACGUGCCAGGGGACCGGGAGGAUUCCUCGAGGCCAAGAAAAUCAGCUUGUGGCCUUGAUUCCAUACAGUGACCAAAGGCUGAGGCCGAGGAGAACGAAGCUGUAUGUGACCGUGUCGGUCAGCGUGUGCCUGCUGCUCUCCGGCCUCGCCGUCUUCUUCCUCUUCCCUCGCACCAUCGAUGUCACCUACGUGGGUGUGAAGUCUGCUUUCGUCACUUACAACCAGACCAGGCGAACUGUCUAUAUCAACAUCACGAAUAUGCUGAACAUCACCAACAACAACUACUACUCAGUGGAAGUUGCCAACAUCACUGCCCAAGUGCAGUUCUCGAAGACCGUCAUCGGUAAGACCCGCAUCAACAACGUCACAUCCAUCGGGCCCCUCGAAAUGCGUCAGAUCGGCUAUAUGGUCCCAACCAUUAUAGCAGAUGAGAUGAGCUACAUGUAUGAUUACUGCACGCUGCAGACCAUUAAAGUCCACAAUAUCGUGGUUAUGAUGCAGGUGACUGUCACCACGACGUACUUUGGGCACGCAGAACAGGUGUCUCAGGAGAUGUACCAGUACGUGGACUGCGGCGGGAACACCACCUCCCUGCACGGGAACUUCAAGGCGUCCAGCUACCUCCCGCCCCCUGAAUAGCCCCUGCCCCCGCCCCCUCGUUGUUAUUUCGUUAACUUGAAGGUACACUGUGUUCUUUGUCCACUAACCGUUACAAGAAAACUUGUUAAAUAUGUAAUAAUGAUAUUUCUGUGCACAUGUUUUAUGAGUAACAAUAAUGUAGACUGUGCUGUGAUAGAAUUAGCUAUUCAAAAAGUUCUGUGAGAGAAAAUGGGUGUAAAUGUAGAGAGAUUUGUUACAUUUAAAACAAGCUAUUUAGACUAACAUGGAAGAUGCAGUCACACAUUUAUGGCACAGGGCAUAGCUUGUUCUAUAGUACUGCUGAAUGAUGCAGUGCAGUGCAAAAAUGAAUUAUUCAUGGAAGUUCUCUGCUCCUGUGGUUGUAACUUGAAUGAUAUUUUAAGUACAACUGUCUGCAUAAUACUUGAUUUAACUUUUAAUCUCUCAUGCAUGAGGUUGUAUGACUGGGACAUGUAAUGUGUAAAGCAUCCACUAGGUGGGGCACUUGGGUCGCUCAUGUCCCUAGUUCCAAGGUGAUGGGAAGUUGCAGUGCAAAUUCAGCUGUACGUCUCAACCAGUUUGACUUUGUAGCUUGUUGUUCCAUAGCGGCUGACCUGGCGGAAUCACACUCCCUGUGCCCCUAGAACUCCUCACUUUAUUUUGAAGGUAUUAAUAAGAAGUGAACCACUUGGUAAUAGACUGGGCUUCGUUAUUGUUGUUGCACUUAUUUUUUAGUUUCUUCUUUGUAAAACUAGGACUUCCUGUCUGAUUGACUUAAGUUACCAGACAGUUUUGGGAUGUUGCUAUUUCUGGUGCAGUGAGACAACCUCUUCCUUCUACUACUUGCUAACAUGUAUUUUAAUCUUCGUUAGUUAUAAAAUAUUGUUUUUUUAUGCCACGUUAAAAUGAGUUUAAGAAAAUCUCAGUGGGAUGAAGUAUUUGCAUUAAAGGUGUCUGAUCUCAGUGCUCACGCCACCUUCCCCAGUCCCACCUGCAAACUGGCCUGUAAGCUUCAUUGUGGCCUUGCUCUGGGACGGUACUGAACAUGUUCUGCCAGUUGAUCCUCUAAUUUGGCCGGCAGUGUACACCUGGAAGGUGAAAUUAGCCCCCCCCCCUUCCCCCUUGAGUGGAACAGUGGAUGGGACAGGUUCAGCUGGUCAGGCAGAGCGAUUGUCUUUUCUGCUCGAGGGCUGUUCAGAUGUAGUUUAAGCUCCAAUACUUGUUAUAUUUUGCACAUAAUUCAUUAUUUUUUAUUUAAGAAAUAUUUAUGUUGAAAGCUAUAUGAACUGAUGUUUCUGCUGUCCUGUCAUGUAUACCUGUAUCUGACACACAGACUGUGCAUAGGAGACUCACUUUGCCGUUCCUUUUAGAUAUUAAUAUUUUGGUACUUGUUUCUUUAAUCCCCCUACUUUCCAUGAAGGUAGCUCUAACGUGUCGGCUUACAAAUGUUUACAUGAUCAAAAAAGUAAUUGAGGUGUGACCUACUGUGUGCUUAUUUUUCAAAGUUUUUAUGUUGGUUGAGAGGCAUAUUAAAAAUAUAUGAUUGAAAGUUAUCGUGUUUGGGAUUGUGUUUGUCAUCAGUUAUGUAUGCUCAUGUGACCCAGAGUCCUGCCGAAGAGCUGUGAUGUUCUGUGGUAAAUCAUUUAUACAGUAUGGUAGCUUUCUGCUCGUCUGAGAAAGUAAUAAAUUGUCCUUUAUUCUCCUCAGUCGACCUUACCAAUUUAUUGGAAAAAAAUGUAAAACACCACUUCAUGGUUUUAUGUGGGGAAACUGCUGUUUUUUUUUCUCCUAUAAAUUCAUAUCUAAUAUUUGUAUAUACAUCCCCCAUAAAAGUCAAUUGUUCCGAUUCCCGCUGGGUCUUAGACACGGUCUGGUGUGUGAGGGGGGAUUUCAGACAGACAUCCACUUAGUCAGGCGUGAUUGAUAUGUGUCAUAUAAAACGCUUCUAAGCUACAGGUCAUUUAAGAUGUCUGUUUUGUGUACAUUAUUUUAUGCUAAUAAAGUAACAAAUAUUCCCUUAA